This is a messenger RNA of Galleria mellonella (greater wax moth), 1264 nucleotides long. Its product is annotated as aldo-keto reductase AKR2E4-like. The transcript is spliced from 6 exons. The record is from RefSeq and is a predicted model, not a curated record. Gene Ontology annotation, molecular function: aldose reductase (NADPH) activity. The coding region runs from base 251 to 1168 and encodes 305 amino acids. Gene Ontology annotation, cellular component: cytosol. NCBI's taxonomy places the organism in Eukaryota, Metazoa, Arthropoda, Insecta, Lepidoptera, Pyralidae.
CUUUGCAACAGAUGAUUUUUUUGUUGUAAUUAUUUAACGUACCAUAUAUUAUUAUUCUGAGAUAAUAAACAUCACGUGUUGAUCACGAUGUAAUUGAUAAGUUUCGUGAUGUGUAAUUGACCAAUGUCGAUAAAAUUUGGGCAAAUUAUCUGACUUUGUUUUGAAAGAGAUCUUAGAUUUUUUAAUUGAUAAUAAAAUUAAUACUGUAGUAAACACUGAUUUAUCGCUUUUAUUUUAAAAUUCAAGAAAAAUGGUUGUGAAAGCGCCUGCCGUUAAACUUUCCAGUGGAUAUGAAAUGCCUAUUGUUGGUCUUGGCACAUAUGCACGUAAUGCAGAACCAGGGCAAGUUCGCCAGGCUGUUGAAUGGGCAAUUGAAGCUGGCUACCGUCAUAUAGAUACUGCAGCAAUCUAUCAUAAUGAGGAACAAGUAGGAGAGGGCAUAUCUAAUAAAAUUAAACAAGGAGUGGUUACCAGAGAAGAACUAUUUGUUACUACAAAGCUCUGGAAUGAUAAGCAUGCUGAAGCAGAUGUACUGCCUGCAUUGCAGGAAUCCUUGUCUAAACUCAAGCUGACGUAUGUUGACUUGUAUCUCAUACAUUGGCCAGUAUCUGUCAAUGAAAAAAGUGAAGAUACAGAAAUAGAUUACAUUGAGACAUGGAGGGGCAUGGAGAAUGUUGUAAAAUUGGGUCUCGCUAGGUCCAUCGGGGUGUCCAACUUUAAUAAGGAGCAACUGACUCGCAUUUUGAGUGUCGCUCAAAUUAAACCUGCUGUUCAUCAGUUCGAGAUUAGUCCAACUUUGACGCAGCACGAUUUAGUGAAUUUUUGUAUACAAUCCUCUAUAGCUCCAGUCGCGUACACGCCGCUCGGUCUUCUAUCUGACGCCAGGCCAGAAUUUACUGGCAAGGACGUAAUCAAAACUGAUCCCAAGUUGGGUGAAUUGGCUCAGAGAUAUGGCAAAUCUAGAGCGCAGGUUGCCUUGAGAUAUCUAAUUCAACGUGGCAUUACGGUGAUUCCUAAAUCUUUCACCAAGUCACGGAUAGAGGAUAAUUUGAAUUUGUUCGACUUCAAACUCAGCCAAGAAGAUGUAGAUAUAGUUGACGGUUACAAUUUGAAUUUGAGAUGUGUUCCUGCACUCACAAUGGCUAAAUUAAAAAAUUUCGCUUUUUAAAUUUAUUAAAAAAUAUUAAGCUAAUAUGUCUAUAUUGUAUAUUUGUUGAUGAAAUAUUUUUAUACAUAAUAAUAGAAUAAAGAAAUUUAGCAUAUA